Molecule: messenger RNA, 1029 nt
Organism: Limanda limanda (common dab)
Lineage: Eukaryota; Metazoa; Chordata; Actinopteri; Pleuronectiformes; Pleuronectidae
Gene: pcsk1nl
Product: proprotein convertase subtilisin/kexin type 1 inhibitor, like
Exons: 5
Coding region: 1-1029 (342 amino acids)
Biological process (GO): negative regulation of endopeptidase activity
Molecular function (GO): endopeptidase inhibitor activity
Source: RefSeq, a predicted model, not a curated record
AUGGCGUAUCUCGGCUACCUGCUGCUCAGCACCGCUCUCAUCCACACCGCCCAGCCUCUACCUGCAGCGCAUGGAGGGGGGCGUGACCUGGACUUGUCAGUGGGCGGAGUCAGACGCCAGCGCAGAGCCCUGCUGCCCUAUGAGGAGCAAAUGAUGUCAUAUCCUUACGUACAAGGGGGAGGCGGGGCCAAUGACCUGUACUACCAAUCAGAUGACUGGAGGGGGAGGGGCUUGAACCAGGCCCUGCAGCAACUGGUGGACAGAGACCAGAGGCGGGAACAGGAAGAGGAGCAGCGAGCAGCCUACCUGGCCGCGCUGCUACGCCUCCUGAACGAGGCAGAGAGCGUGGGAUUGGUCGGCCCGGAGGACAUGGCGGUGGUUGAGGAGGAAGAGGAUGAGGAGGACCAGGGGCCCCCUGGGGACUUCCAGGGCCCGGUCCCGGCAGACUAUGAUGAGACCGGGCGGGGCAUGAGCAUGGGGAGGCCCCAGGCUGCAUGGUGGGGCCUCCUGGAGCCCCAGCUGGCUCAGACCUUGAUGGACAGGAUGGAGCCUCAGCUGGUUCAGACCCUGCUGGAGAGAGCGAGACAGGAGAAGCUCCAGCAGACAGGACGAGGACCAAACAGAGACCAGGACACUCUGAGACGGAUGGUUGCUAGGAUACUGUCCAGCAUCGGCCCUAACAACGCCCCAGUGAACUCCUCAGGUCGCAGAGCGAGGAGAGACCUGUCUGUCACCUCAGUUGAACCCAUUAGCUCCGCCCACAGGAGAACUCGCCGUUCCCUUGACGACCUGACACCUCCAUCACCUAGCAAUGACCCCCCACUCCUCAGGGUGAAGAGGCUGGAGGAGGAGGAAGAGAAUCUCCGUCCCCUCACUGCUGGGCUGCAGAGGAUGAAACGCAUUGAUACCAUGGCAACCGCAGCAGAGGAAGAACUGAAUCAUGGGAUUCGUAGGCGCCGGAGGAGAGCCGCCAUGAAUUAUGAUCCCCAAGUACUGAUCGAUCAGAUUGUGAAUUACAUGAGGGAGUGA